Molecule: messenger RNA, 588 nt
Organism: Triticum urartu
Lineage: Eukaryota; Viridiplantae; Streptophyta; Magnoliopsida; Poales; Poaceae
Biological process (GO): defense response to other organism
Source: RefSeq, a predicted model, not a curated record
AUGAAGAGGAAGCCCGUGGUGAUCUGCUGCAGCGUGCUGCUCGCCCUCAUCCUCGUCCUCGCCAUCGUCUUCGUCGCGCUCUACUUCACCGUGUUCCGGCCGCGCCCGCCGCACGUGGUGGCGACGGUGGUGAGCACGACGUUUACUCAAUUCGACGUGGCCUCCGCCCCGCCCAAGGUCAACAUGAGCUUGGGCGUGGACGUGACCGUGAAGAACCCCAACUACGCGGCGUUCCGUUACGGCGACGUGGUGACGGAGCUGACGUACUACGGCUCGCCUGUGGGGCAGUCGGUGGUGCUCGCGGGGGAGGUCGGCGCGCGAACGACGCAGACCGUCGGCGGGACGGUGGUGUUGCAGGCGGACAAGGUGAUGUUCACGCCCCAAUUCAUCCAGGAACUGGCUACCAAGCUGUUCGACCUGCCGGAUUUCAUGCUGCCGUUCCAGACGAGGACGACGGUGGCCGGGAAGGCCGUGGUGCUGGGGACGCUCAAAAUGAGGGCCAGCUCGACGGUGACUUGCAGCAUCACCACCUACCCUCUCAAGCAGGAGACCAUCUCCGACUGCACGUCCACGGUUAAUGUCGGUUAA